Messenger RNA from Mya arenaria, 10564 nucleotides. RefSeq lists its product as uncharacterized. The record is from RefSeq and is a predicted model, not a curated record. The transcript is spliced from 10 exons. The coding region runs from base 91 to 3642 and encodes 1183 amino acids. Gene Ontology annotation, molecular function: phosphatidylinositol binding. Lineage: Eukaryota; Metazoa; Mollusca; Bivalvia; Myida; Myidae. Gene Ontology annotation, cellular component: intracellular membrane-bounded organelle.
UCAAAAUGGUGGAUGUCAAAACAAGGAAUAAAAUUAUUUUUUGGAAUUACGGAAAUUGUGAAAUAAAUACUGUCGAAUAGACAAUGAAAAAUGUUCUCAAUUAUAAAGAAAAUCAUUCCACAAAUCAGAGAAGUAUUGUCAUAUCAUCGGAAAUUCACACAUUUCCAGAAGAUCUUAAUUUCUUCAAUUUUAGUGGGUGUCUUGUUGUGUGUCUUCCGAAACCUAUGGUUUCUGUUUAUAACUUUAACCUACACAUGUGCUGUUUAUAUUUCUGUGACAUUGACCAAUUAUAUUUCAAGAAGUAGCUUGUGUUUUCCAUCAGAUAUUAUUCUUGAUUAUGUUGAAAAAGUUGUGGACUUUUUCAAUAAUUCGUUUUUUGUUGAAAGUCCACACUCGACUCAAAACAUAGUGCAUGAGAACAAAGAACGAAAUGAAACCUUAAAUGACAAAGGAAUUUCUCAAUCGACUGACUUCAAUACACAAAAAGAAAAGGUCCCGGGGCUAGCAGUCCAAGACACACUUACCAUUGAAGUAAACAAAGUGAUUUGUUUGAUUCAACGAGACUUCAUUUCUUCAUGGUUAAAACUUUUUACUGAAAAUGAGCAUUUGUAUCAGGAGUCUGAGACACAACUGCAUCAUAUUUUUCAAGGUCUUCAAGGAAGACUGUAUAAAUCUCAAGAUGAUUAUGUGAAACUGGUGAACGUAGUGAUGUUAAAAUACAAAGAACAUGUUCAUUGUCUUAAACAGUCAGAAAUGCUUUUUAAAGCUCAAACAAGAAGAAGAAAUAAAAGUUCUUCGUCAUCGCCAUCUGCCAGCAGUAGUACAUUUCAAUCCAUUUACAAAUCAAUUGAAGAGUGUUAUGCUUCUAAAAUUGACAUACAUCCGGCAGCAUUAGACAGAAAUUCAGAGCAAGCAUAUCUAAGAUCAGCUAUUGAGCUGGUAUUGUUGCAUCUUCUCCGAGAGGACAUGCAUGAUACAAAGGCUUUGUUUUGUGCCUUGAAGGAGAUGUUAAUGUAUAACCUGGUGCAAAACAUAAUUAACCUCUUGUCAGAUCCCACAUUUUUACAUGAAAAGAUUGUUGCAAUAACAUCUGAUGAAAUUCUGGACAUUACAUUAGAUGGGGAAACUUUGCCUGAAAUUAUUGUCUCAAGUUCUUCUAGUCACGAAAUUCAAUCAGAACAUCAAGCAUGUGUCCAAGAGAUACAUUCAACAACCCAGAGUGCACCUGACACAACAUUAAAGAGAAAUGUGCCUGAAACUUCAGAGGAUUUAAUCCAACAUAAUCAAGAUUUAGAAUCUAAUGAAAAGGAGUGCGUAAAGGAGUGCAAUACUUCGGAAUCUGAUAAAAACACUGAACAGACUGUUAAAUUACUGAAUGAAAAUUUACUAAACGAGGAAAGCAUUGGGGAAGAGGUGUCAACUGUUCAUUGGCUGCCAGAUACAGAAACUCAUGAAAUUUCAAAAUUUUGUGCAGAGUGCAAUAGACUUAAUUCAGAAGACAGAGAGAGGAUCGCCUCAAAACCUCACUCAUGUAAUUUAGGGACUUUGCCAUUUUUCUAUGACCCAAAUACAAAAGACCCUGAUAGAAUGUCUAUUAAUUCAUUUACCUCAGUUAUAAGUGGCUCUUCUAAUGAGGCUGAGAAUGAUGUUUUUAUGGAGAUGUUUGAAGAAACACAAUCAAGGCGUGUAAACUCUAUUAAAAGUUCAGAGAAACAAGAUUCAGAUCAAGAAAAGAUAGCUUAUUCUGAAACAAAUGACAUAAAUGCUGUAAGCACAAUAGAAAGUAGCAUAAAAGAUUGUCAUGCUGAUAAAGCUUACUCUAAUACUGGUCCAUUCAACCCAGGUACAGAUGCGCUUAGGGAUAGUUCACCUACCUCAGAAAGUGGUACAAAAAGGAAACGAUCAAGCCUUUUCGGUAUAAAUAGUAUCGGAUUUACUUUUCAAAAUCCAUUAAGCUCAUUACCUUUUUCAAGGAAAAAGUCAGUGACACCAGAGAAACAAGAAUCAUUGUUUCCCUCAAUUGAAAAUCAGAAAACACCUGUUACAGAGAGUGUUUGUACUUCUCAAAAUUUAGAAAGAUCUCAAUCUGUUGAGGACCUUGGAACUGAUCUACCUUCGCCCCUGGAUGGACCAAAGAUAUUUCAGGAUAUCUCAAUUCCAUCCACAGAGACUGCUAAAGACACUGGCGGUAUUGGCUUGGGUGGUGAAUAUACACUUUACUAUGUACAGUUUGAGGCACUUUAUCCGACUGAAGACAAUGAGCAUGUGUACAAGACUGGCACUGUGAAGCGACGGUACAGCGAGUUCAUUAACCUGCAGUUGAGGCUGGAAGACAACCCCAAGUACAGGAGAAGCAUGAAAGCCAUUAAAGGUCCAAAGAAGUUGCUUCCGUCCCUGCCAUUUGGAAAUAUGGGAAAAGACGCUGUUGAAAGUCGCAAAGAGCUCCUGGUCAACUUUUUGCAGUCACUGCUAAAGAGGCCAGACAUUUGCAAUGGAGAAGAGCUAAAACAGUUUCUGGGCUACAGCGGGGAUGGACACAUUGCCUUCGUAAGAAAAAUACCUGAAAACACUGGACCAAGGAUUGAUCAGCGCCUGGUCAAGACAAUGUCUGGAGUAUUUGACAAGAUAGUUGAGGGAUUACCCAGCCUUCCCCAGCCUUCCAAAGCUCUUCCCCGAAUUAUCUCCCCUUUUGAUCAGAGUGAUCAGAGGACUGAAGAGGAAAAAAUCAAUCUCACAGAGGACACUGAUGAGAUCAAAGUUGUCUACAGCUUUAUAGAGGGGGAAGACCAGGAUCCGGACCUGGAAGCCUUCAUUUCUGAGGUGUCAUUCGAAAACGUCACUGAAGGGGACAUAGAUGACACAACUUUAGGUGCCAGUGUUUUGACAUGGCAAGAUAAUCAGGGCCUUGAUUCGAGUCAAGUGAUAUCAUCUGACCAAUUAAAAAGACGUGAAUCAACUCACAUGUCUACAACUGACCAAUCACCAACAAGAUCAAGUGAUGAUAUGAUUUCCAAGGACCAAUCAACUGCCAGCACAUCAAAUCACCUGACAUCUCCAGACCAACUGGGAACAAGUUUAAAUUCUUUGUUUGCAACUGUACCCUCUUUAGAAACAAAUUUUCAAGUUCUUCAAUCAGAGUGCCCCCUUUCAGAUGGUGUUUUAGAUAUCCUCACAGAAUUACUCCAGGGCAGAGAUAAUUGGGUCUGUCGGGAUAAAGUCAUACAUACAGCAAAAGCGCUCCUUGGAAAGGGGCUAAACAGGUUUGUCGAGGAGAAGUUACAGACACUAAUCUCCAACGACAUGCUCAUAUUUUACGUGCGCACUCUCCAGGAUACAGCGUGGCCCGGUGGGGAAUUGUCGACAGAGUCCAGGCCCGUCUAUAGUGAGGGGCAGAAGGACAGAAUUAAAGGGCAAGCGACCAGAUGUUUGGCUGCAUUUUUACCUGGUGUCCUAAACACUCUACUUGGCAAAGAAGACUUUGAUCACGCCGUGUCGGAGAUCAUCAGCUCCCUGCAGUAUGAACAGCUGAACAGACAUUUCUGGUACACGGUGCUUGACAUGCUACUGGAGGAACUCUUUCCUGAGGUGACCACCGAACAACUGCAGAGGAAACUGAGCGCUUCUGUAGAGCAUUUCGAAUGAUUGGAAUAGUUAUUUAAAGGCUUAAAAUAAAGGUUGAUGCAUUGUUUUAAAAGUUUAAUACAUUGUCAUGUUUAACUUAUUUGACAUUAAUGAUAAAAUUUGUGAACAAAGAUUAGCGAUAUUUUGGCUCUCCUUUAAACAAAAUUCACAAACCCAUUUAUAGAUGUUUAUUUUUCUUUUUAUCUUAAAUUUUAAACAUGAGAAUGCAUUAAAAUAGAAAAAAGUUUUUUACAUCAACCUUAAAUGUGUUGUUUUUAAGUAUUUUUACCAGAGGUGUUAUACAGAUAUCUUACAUAGGAAUUUAUGUAUAUAUAUCCUACAAAGAAUCUUAAUUUUUUUGUAUUUUUUUAUUUCCGGGUAAAAAUAUUUUUAAAGGUGUUUUAAAUGCUUGAAAUCUAAAGUCAUGAUUCAAUUUAUAAGCUGACUGAUUCAAAUAAGCAAAUCAACACAAUAAAUGGCAUGAUACAUGAUAUACUUGGCUCUGACAGCUGGUCUGGCAAUAUGGAAAAUCCAAUGUUAAAACAUGUUGGAGAUUUGUGUGUGUAUUUCUAAAGUUUAGUCUAUUAUUAUUAAACUAUGAAAGGCGUUGAAGAUUUAUAAGGAAAUACGGAGUAUUAUUUUUUGUUUCUGGGUUAUGUAUACAAACAAGUAUUAUUCAUAAAGUGUCUUUUACUCAAACACUAAACGUUUUACUUAGCAACUAGACAGGGAAUAAUUCAUACAUAAUACAUAUAUUCGAAAUAUAGUCAAAUUAACGAGAUAGUCAAAUUAACGAAAUAAAUGGUAGAUAUGUACUGGGCUCUGAUCUGCUUGUUUGAAGCGAUGAACUAUACUAUUGUAUAUAUGCUUUGAUGGGUCCGGGCUCUAAAGCAUUUCCAGUGAUACAUGGCUUUCCAGCGUUCCUACUUGUACUAUAUUUUCAAACCUUUUAUUAAUGGCCGCAUCUUUUUUCCUUCUUCACAAAACAUCCUAUUAUUAUUUGUUGUUGUAGUUUUCUCUUUUUGCCCAUUGAAUGUUUUCUCUUGGGGCCAAAGUAGCGUGUUUCACAAGUGAACAAUAUGGUCUGAGGUGGCCAAUUGGCUAUACAAUUUUCAACAUCAUUUAACUGACAUAUACAGCAUAAUUUCAUCACAGUUGUAACAAAUAGGUCAAAGACGGAAAAAAGACAUGGUAUAGUACAAAAUGUAAUAUCUUAUUAAAUUGAUAUCAAAAAUACUAAUUUUUCUUUAUACUUCUUGCCAUGAAAAAAACAUCCUUUUCACAAUUGUUGACAUAAGGAAAAGUCUUUUUUCCUACGGUUUUGUAAAACCAACCCUAUUUUUUCCUGCUUUUGUAAGGGACAGUGCUGGAAAACCCGAUGUAUCCCAUCCGGUUUAAUAUGAAAUAUAUUUAGUGAAAUUAUAUUAACAGUAAUGAAAUUGAGCAUGUUGAAUUUUAAGUAUAUAUUGCGUUAUAUAUAUAUGUAAGUUACAGUACCUAGCCUGGUUUAAUACAAUAUAAAUGAAUCUAUAUAUAUAUAUAUAUAUAUAUAUAUUGUUAACGAAGUACAUAUUUAUGUCAAACUCAAAUUAUGACGGGUCAGUUUCUAAAAGCGUUAUGUAUGUAUAACGUAUGUGCGUGUCCUCCUAUUGUAUAUCAUUAUAGUUAGUAUUAUGUUGUCAAUGAGCCUUUUGAUAAAAAAUAUAUUAUGCAUACUAGAAUAUUUAAGACACGACUUAUUGAUGGUUACACUAUCCAAAAAGAGAUACAGUUAAGGAGUUAUUUGUAUCAAGAAAAGUAGCUGACUAAAUGUUCGAUGCUUAUUGGCACCAUAUUUUUGUUAUAAUUAAGAAAGUUUUGUAUUCAGUAUACUUCCGUAAAAAAUAUAUCAAACUAGUUUCAGCCUUAAAAUAUUACUUAAAACGUAAUUUAAUGUCAAACUUCAGUUGAAAAUGAGAGCAAAUUACAGCUUUUUACAGUUUUAUUAUACACUCAGCACACACAAAAUGUGAAAAGAGGUAAAUACAUUUAAUACAAAUUACAUUUGUAAUGUAGAACAAAUUUGAUAUUCAACCAGGCAAAGCUACUUACUGUUAUGACCAUAUGUAUUGUAAGUUUGGUCAUUUAUUGAGCAUACAUGUACUCAGCCAUUGAAAAACUUUUAAAUGAAAUCAAUAGCAAAAGGGCUUACCAGGCAUCGUCAUUAUGAGUAAUGGUGCUACCAGCAACCUAGUUUCAGGAUUGGACUCGUUUAGUUUAGUUUUUUUGUCUAUUAUCUGGUUUGUUGAUUUAAGGGAUAAUCUAUGAGGGAGUCCGUAUUUAUUUAUAUAUAAUAACCAGAUUUUAAGGCAAAUGUUUGGUGCAAUGAAUACUAUACACAGCUAUGACAAACAUGUGUAUAAGAAAAUUAUGAUAUUUUUAUUAAAGAAAAUGUAUAACUUUAUUUUACCUUAUAAGUAAGUUUUGAAUUUAAAGUAGUUACAUGUAUAUGGUGACACUUUUUAGUUCUGGGUUUUAAGAUUGAAGGAAAAUCAAACUUCGAGUGGUAAAAUAAUAAACAGUUAUGAAUUAAUUUUACCAACUACAUUGUAUUACCUCUUAGUGGAUAUGUCAUACAUAUUAAAGUGACACUCUUAUUUAAGAUCAGUACAUGCACAUGUAUAAAAAACAUAAAUUUUGACUGAUAAACCUUUUACCGUGUAUUUAAUAGCAGAAAGCGUAUUUUUUUUAAAUGAUUGGUGAAUGCUAACAGAUUUACUGUGGUUCACUAUAGUCUCGUAAGGUAGAGUGCAUCUAUAAGUAUUUUUUUACAAUCGGAACGCCUCGGCCAUUUUGCAUCGAAAACAACCCCUAAUGUUUGCAUGUACAUUAUUUAAAGUAGUUCGUAAAAUUGAUAAUAAUAAUAUAGAUUAAUUGUUGCAUUUUAACGUGUAAAUUGUAUUGAUAUGAUCAAAUAGAUUCCCAGUGAAGUGUAUUAUUGCAUAGAUAAUACAUAUUCCUAACAGUAAGGUUUAACUGCUUUAUUGAAAUUACUACGCGAUGUGCUUGCAGCGUAGUUAAAUGUAAAGAAUUCCGACAUUGUAAACCAUCCGUUCGAGGUUGUUUAUGAUGGAAAAUGACCAAGUUGUUCCGAUUUGUAAUUUUGAUUGACAAAGGAGGAUUAAAUCAAAAUUAUCGGGAUCAUCUCCAAAUGUCAAUAAUAAUCGGAGAUCAACUCAAAGGUGUAAACAAGUUUCGGGGUCAAUUCAAAAUUAUCAACUAUAACCGCAAUCAAAUCAAAAAUGUCAACAAUUAUCGUGGAUUAUCUCAAAGUUGUCAAUAAUAAUCAGAGAUCAACUCAAAGGUGUUUACACUAUUCGGGAUCAACUCAAAAUUGUCAACAAAUUUCGGGGAUCAACUCAAAGUUGUCAUAUAUCAUCGGGAUCACAUCAAAGUUGUCAUAUUUUAUCGGGGAUCGGCACAAAGUUGUCAACUAAUACUGGGCAAUAUCUACUUAAUCUUUGGUGUUAUAUAUGUUUGUUUAUUUGCCAGUAGACUCUUAACAAAGUAACAUGUAUGUUGUUUCGCUUUCUCUGUAGAUACAUAUCAAUAGUAAAGUGUCCUUUUUAGAUUCACUUAAAGCAAUUUUGCGUUUAUUGUUUUUUAUAGAUAGUUUUGAAAACUGCAUUAUUAUCUUUGUUUAGAUUCAAAACACUUUAGACACAAUGUAUUCUUCACAUGUGUAUGUUGUUUUUACAAGUAUGCUUAUUUUUCGUUGUAAUUGCUAUUAGACGAAUUCAUUGUACUGUGUGGUCAGUAGAAAUCAUUUGAAGUAUUUUAAUCUUAUUUUGUCAUAGCGUUCCUAAUACAAUAUAUGUUUCUUAUAUGCGUUUGUAGGAAGAGUUAUGUUAUAUAACGUCAAACAUCUUUAUCCUUUCGCAGUUUAGUAUUUUGUACAUGAACAUAAUAUUCCCCAUAACACGCCCCAAUUUCAAGAAAAAUGAUAGUCACAAUGACUUUUCCUUGAACUGUCUCAAAACUCUUCAAAUCGAGAAUAUUACUAUAGUAUACAAACACAAAAAUAGCGUACUAAUCUUGAUCUUAUUGUAAGACACUGGGAGUUCGACCCCUGUUGUGACACAAUUUAAAGGAGGGAUGCAUAGCAGGUGAUGAACUUGCCAAACAUCCCUCAAAAUAUGCUGUUUAGAGAGAAAAUGGGGCCAGCACUUCAAAUUAAUGCUUUGUUUUAUUUAUAUAAUAUUAAAGUAUGUAUAUUCUGUAUUCUAUAGACUCUAGAGAGUUGUUAAACAUUCCACUGAUAUGUCUUCAUUGCAGGUGCAAUAUUUGUCUCAUUAGUGUCUUUAUGUAUGUAUUUAUUAUGCAUGUUUGCUAUAUGACUUUCAAAUUGUUUUAUCUUAAUCAUUUCAAGACAAUACUCAUAUUUUACAAGGUCAUCUGGGGCCUGUUAUGAUAAAGACCUUAGUCCUAAAGUGAAAUUAUCUUAGUGAAUUAUUUUCAUAAUAUGGCAAACCUUGAGUAUAAAAUGAUUUUUAACCAUAUUUAAUGUAUUGUAAUUUACCUUUGAUCAUUUAUUGUACAUAUAUGGAAUCAGCCUUUGAAUACCUUUAUUCAUAUUUUUCAUUAUUUGGCAAAACUUGAGUAUGAAAUGAUUUUAACCAUACUUUAUUUAUUGUAUUUUCAAAGAUUUCGAGUUGAAAAGACAGUAGACACAAUAUAAUAAUUUAGUGCCAUCUGUGAUGUCACUACAAAUUUAAGAUUUAAGUUACGACUAAUAUCCUUUAUUGAAAUGGGCCCCUGUUUUUAAUGGAAUCUGUCUUAGUAUUUCAUCGGUCUUUAGGUUGUCUCCGAGGCGCUGUGCAAACUGUUUGGCCACUGAGCUUUGUCACCCGUAAUUUCUAUUUUGUCUCUAAAGGUUGGCUAUAACUCUGCUGAGGAUCUGUUCAAAAUAUAUUACAAUUCCCAUGAGCAUUAGAACUCAUAUCAUCAACUACAGAACGCGUAUUUAUGAUAGUAAUAUUUUAUGGGGAAAAUGUCUGAUUUACAAUUAUAUGUAACUUGAACAAAACAUAUUUCAUCAACAAUGCAUCUUUAUCAGUAAAAUGUCUCAUAGACAAAGUGACAUAAGUCGAUUAUGCUGUCUUAGGACAACUUGUUAGUUUAUGUGCUGUGUCAUGUGUAAAUUCGCUUUUACUUAUUUGUUAAUAAGUUUACUACUUACCUGAUUGUUAUAAUUAACGAAAAACUCAUGUAUUUAAAGAUAUCAUUCAUUAUUUUUCUUUUAAGUUUUUAAGAUUUGAUUACACUAUAAGACAUAUGUUUGUUCUUCAGUUUAUUUUAAUCGUAGAAAAGGCUUCCAUUUGUUUAGAAAAAUUCUAUAGGUAUGUGUACUUGUAGGAAUUGUUAGCAUUGCAGGAAUGGUAACAUUUCAGGAAUUGUUAGAUAGCAGAACUUUUAGCAUUGCAAGUUUUUUGCAUUGCAUGAACUGUAGCUACGGUAAUUAUAGCAUUACAGGAAUUUUAGCAUUGUGGAAAUUGUAGCAUUUCAUGAGUUGUUUAGUUUCAGGAAUUAGAACUUUAGGCUACUAUAAAUUAAUUGCUAUAUUUCCAUUACCGCCCACCCUCUGUUAUUUUACGCUGCUCCUUCAAUUUAAUUGACCCAAAUAAAACUAAGGUUUGUAUUUGCUGCUCGGUCCGGUACUGGCAAGGGGCGGCGUUAUUUGCAUACCUACGGCGUCAAUGUUUAACAUUCACAUAUGAAAAAGAGAAUUGUUACGAUUGUGUUUGCGCUUCGUCUAGAAACACAGGUACAUGGUCCCUUAUAAAAUAAGAAAGAGCAUGAACACAUAUAUUCAAUGGUCACACACUCAUCUAAAAAGAUGUCACACCCUGCCCAAUUAUAAAAAAAUGGAUGAACAUAUGGCAAUUGUUUUAUAUAAGCCUUAAACAUGGUAGCAGUAAAUCGGACUCAUUUUUAAUAUGCAUCAUAAGUAAUAUAUCUUGGAGUAUUUGUGCUAAGUAGCUUCAUUCUGAUUGAAUUGAACCACUCAUGUGAACGUUCAUCAUUUCCCGGUGAAGCAUAUGGGUGUGCAAAUUACGAAUAAAUAUGCAUGCGUACUACUUUUUAUGACGUCAUGGUACAGAAUUCUUUACAUAAAAAGACAUGUCCAAAGUCAAGUUGUAUGAACACAUUUCGGAAUUCUGUGUAUAAAAACAUCAUUUUUUUUUGGAUGAAGCAUUUUUAUUUUUAUUUUAUCAUUGAAUACAAGAAUAAAGGCUUGUUGAAUUUCUAUGCCUGCCUGGUAGCUUCCUGUAAAGGAGAAAUUUGUGUAAAAUUGUUUUCAGAUACACAGAAAUUCUGCAUUUCCCUUCCAUGAACAGCAUAAAAAUAGAACAAAUUAAAAACGAAAUACGAUAAUGGCCCUUGAAAAAAUGAAUAAACGUUUUAGAUAUUUGAACAUUUCAUUGACGUAUAUACUUUCCGAUUUCUUUACAUGUAACUAUGAUAACAUAACGUGUCAAGUUUUGUGAUUAAGUUAAGAAUAUUGAAGUUCGAUCAUUAACUACAUUGGCAUUAUUCAGAUCAAUCAUAACACAGUAGCAUUGUGCUACGGGAAACCCAUUCAUAAUAAAUAUGUGAUUGUUUAAUGCAUGGUGACUACACCAUCAUUUGGCAUUAUUUGAUAGGUUUAUAUAUUGUAAUUACAUUAUCUAUAGUGUAUUAUCGGUUAUUUAUAUUAAAAAUCAGUAAUAAGCUAGUGAUACCAUUUACAAAACGAUACAAACUUGUUUGGGGUGACCAGGCAUCAAAAUCUAACACAAUGGCUUAUUUUUGUAGGAAUAACAUUGACACGCUUGAUUCACGGUAAAUGUUACAUGUAGCUUGUUUUACACUUGUGAUAUUAUUCUGUGGGUAUACGUCCUUAACGUGGUUAAUGGAAAUAAAG